CUCCGGUGUACGUACGUGUAUAUAUGUUACGUGUAACAUAUAUCGUAUAUCGCAUAGCUCUUAAUAUAUUUCCCCUCGCAACCGGCCAAAGGCUUUAAUAUGAGUUCCUCUCUAUGUGGAAGCAAAGAAAUCUUCUUUCAAGCGGAGCUACAGUUUUGCUGAAUAAUCACGUGUGAGUUAGGGGCGGGCUCUUGGCAAAGAGUUUCUUUACGAGUAUUUACUACAAGGUCUACUCCAGAAGAUUAACCAUCCCAAUCCUUCUGUCAGUCUCCGAUGCCAUGCCUGGUUAAAAAAAAAAUCUCAUCUUUUUCUGAUCGUCAGUCACCCUAAAGAAUGGCCGAGCCUUCUGGGAACGAGCUGGCGUCCGCGGCUGCCAAGGGGGACCUAGUGCAACUCACUAAUUUGUUGCAAAAGAAUGUAAACGUCAAUGCACAAAAUGGAUUUGGGAGGACUGCGCUGCAGGUGAUGAAGCUCGGCAACCCCGAGAUCGCCCGCAGACUGCUGAUGAGCGGCGCGAACCCCAACCUGAAGGACAGUACCGGCUUCGCCGUCAUUCACGACGUAGCCAGAGCGGGUUUCCUGGACACUUUGCAGACCCUGCUGGAGUUCCACGCCGACGUGAACAUCGAGGACGCGGAAGGCAACCUGCCGCUGCACCUGGCGGCUCAGGAGGGCCACGUGCGGGUGGUGGAGUUCCUGCUGCGGCGCACCCCGAGCCGCGUGGCGCACCAGAACCGCCGCGGCGACACGGCGCUGGACCUGGCCCGGCUGUACCGGCGCAGCGCCGUGGUGCGGCUGAUGGAGGGCGGCCCUCCGCCCGCGGCCGACGCCAACUGAACCGGACCCCCUCGGACCUUGCGGCUCCCAGCCUCAUUCUUUUAUUAUUUUCUUUUUUUUUUUUCCCCUCCUUUUUAAUAACUUUUGGUUCAACCCUACUUCUAUUUUUUUUUUUGGUUGUUGUUGUUGUUAUAUUUUUUGAAUAGUCGAUAGCGUGAGUUCGAGAAGUUGUAGAGGUGGGGUUUUAGCUGAGGAACAUGAUUUCAGUGCACGGUGGCGGCACGUUGCUGCCGCUCACGGCACUCCUUACCCCGCCGUGCCCACGCCGCUGCUCGCACCGGGCUUCCAGCACCAGGCUCUGCAAUGUAUCCCCGCUCAUUACUCAGCCAUUAACCCAAACGCUGCGUAUCCAUCGCUUAAUGUUCCCUUUCCGCUCCGGUGAAAGGAAACAACCCGCGGGGAUUCUUCCCCCUCUUCCCCGUGCACCUCAUCACCCCCGGCUCAGCGUGUUGGGGUCGGGUGGGGACCGGGAGCGGCCCGGCCGGGGGUCACCGGGCCCGGGAAAGCCGCUUCGGGCAGCUGCCUCAGUUUGACACUAACAGGAGCUCGCAGGAGUAGGUCGCUAGCUUUCUAAAUGUAGAUGACACUUUUUCAUUUUGUGUAUUUAAACUUUCACCGAGCUGCCUUUGAGUUUAGUUACCAGAAACAACAUA
Messenger RNA from Centrocercus urophasianus (Greater sage-grouse), 1490 nucleotides. RefSeq names its product cyclin dependent kinase inhibitor 2C (gene CDKN2C). Gene Ontology annotation, biological process: regulation of cyclin-dependent protein serine/threonine kinase activity; negative regulation of cell population proliferation. The record is from RefSeq and is a predicted model, not a curated record. NCBI's taxonomy places the organism in Eukaryota, Metazoa, Chordata, Aves, Galliformes, Phasianidae. Gene Ontology annotation, molecular function: protein kinase binding; cyclin-dependent protein serine/threonine kinase inhibitor activity. Gene Ontology annotation, cellular component: nucleus. The coding region runs from base 334 to 837 and encodes 167 amino acids. The transcript is spliced from 2 exons.